This is a messenger RNA of Dalotia coriaria, 607 nucleotides long. RefSeq names its product LSMD1 domain-containing protein Sbat (gene Sbat). Gene Ontology annotation, cellular component: NatC complex. The transcript has 2 exons. Gene Ontology annotation, molecular function: RNA binding. The coding region runs from base 24 to 425 and encodes 133 amino acids. The record is from RefSeq and is a predicted model, not a curated record. NCBI's taxonomy places the organism in Eukaryota, Metazoa, Arthropoda, Insecta, Coleoptera, Staphylinidae.
GCGAAAUUAUUGAGUCCUGGGAAAUGGAAACUAACGAGACGAAACCCGAAGUCACAUCGACAAGUCAAUCUACCGAAGACUGGGAUGAAACUUCCGAAAGUGGAGAAGAACCUGCAAAAAGUAUUAAUGUAACAAAUAAUUCCGAGGGAGCAAAGAAGUUACGAAAAUGGUUGAAUCUUCCAUUACGCAUCGAAAUGACCGAUAAACGCGUCCUGGUUGGCAUGUUUCUGUGCACAGAUAGAGAUGCUAAUGUAAUUCUUGGAUCCUGCUCAGAAUACCUGCCUGAAGAUGAGACCACACCAAAUGAGGAACCUAGAAUGUUAGGAUUAAUUAUGGUGCCAGGCAAACACAUUGUUAGCAUAUGUAUUGAUCAAAUGGAAAAGAAUUUAGUUUCAAUAAGAAAGCCAAACUAUCAAAUUGUUUAAUACAAUUUAUUUUAGUUCUUAGAAGUAUAUUUAUUUAAAUAUUAAGUUGUAUGUGUCAUGAAUGUAUCUAUGUAAGUUAUGUUUAAGUUUGGCAAAUGUAAUUUCACUUAACAUAACUUUUUGCUAAAGCUUGAAUGAAUUUAUUUGAAUUAAUAAAUAAGCAACAUCUAGACUCAAAACAA